CGAAAGAGUAGGUGAAAAGAAAUUAAGCCAUAUAAUUCCCACUCGGUAAGCUGAGAGGAGAGGAAGUUUGAUGAUGGAGAAGCAUAAAUUAGCCAAUCUGAUUAUCCUGCUCCUGAACCUGGGAGCUUUGCUCACUUCUCUUGCUUGUCCCGAAUGUCCUCACCCAACUCCUCCGCCAAACUGUCCACCUCCAAAGUUUCCACCCAAGCCUCCUUAUGUACCCAAACCUCCCGUUGUCAAGCCUCCACCUUAUGUACCCAAGCCUCCCUACGUGCCGGUGCCUAAGCCACCUUAUGUGCCCAAACCUCCCGUCGUCAAACCCCCAACACCUUAUUAUCCAAAACCGCCAGUCAUAUCACCACCAAUUCUGCCUCCUGUAUAUCCAAGUCCUCCUAUUGUGAAGCCACCUCCAGAAGAGAAACCAUGUCCUCCACCACCACCAUCCUUUCCAUACCCACCACCUCCGGCAAAGCAAACAUGCCCCAUUGACACACUCAAACUGGGUGCAUGUGUGGACGUGUUAGGUGGCCUAGUGCACAUUGGUAUAGGCACAAGCGCAAAGGACACAUGUUGCCCCGUGCUUCAAGGGCUGUUGGACUUGGAUGCUGCAAUUUGUCUUUGCACCACAAUCAAGGCCAAGCUCUUGAAUAUCAAUAUUCUAUUACCAAUUGCCCUUCAGGUCCUAAUCGAUUGUGGCAAGACUCCACCUGCAGGAUUCCAAUGUCCAGCAUAAGGAUAAGGUCGUGGACUCAUGUGUGGAUCAGUUUGCAAGAGAAUAACUUUUCUGAAAGGUUGAAGCAGAAAUUAUGUACAAUAAUUCCAAUGAAGAAUUGUGUUUAUAAGCUUUCUGUUCUGUUUUCAAUUUGAGUGCUGAUAAUGUAAAAUGUAAUGUUGGGAAACAUGUUUUUAAUUUCGAAAGUAACUUUGUGUUGGACU
Messenger RNA from Durio zibethinus, 936 nucleotides. RefSeq lists its product as uncharacterized. The record is from RefSeq and is a predicted model, not a curated record. Lineage: Eukaryota; Viridiplantae; Streptophyta; Magnoliopsida; Malvales; Malvaceae.